AUGUCCGAGGACACCACCUUUCCCAAGUUUAAAACCCGAACCAGGCCACCCGGCUCCUUUCCCUUCGGCCCCCAGAAUCCGAAUCAAGUGUGGACUCCAAUAUUCCACUCCCCAUCUCUUCUGCCCUUCUCAAAGAGCUUGCCCCGCCCCGCCUCUGGCCCCGCCCCCUUAGCCCCGCCCCUCCGCCUCGAUCGCCCCGCCCCCUCCUUGCGCGCUCCCUGGCUGCGGCUGGACGCUGUCCGUCACCUAGGUGACGCGGCGCUCCGGACUCCCGGCUCCAGCGGGGCACGAGCGGUCGGCACGCCUGCCUCUGGCGUCGGCUUGAGAGCGCGGCGAGACAGCCCCAUCCCCCCGUGCAGCUGGAUCCAGCCUUCACCUCAGACGCCUCCAGACCCCACCCCUGAACCCACAGACCCUUCUGGCCCUCCGGAUUGGGGCUCGGGGGCCCCGCGGCUGCCCCGACGCCACCAGAAUAAGGGAUACUUAAAUGAAGCAAUGUCAAAUACAUGCUCCUUUGGACAUAGACCAAGAUUGGCAAGAAAACUUCAUACUCAACCACAGGGCUCGCUAAGUGUAACCAAGACGGCCUCAGAAAAGAAGGAAGUUUCUCCAAAGAAAAUUGAAAAGCCAGUCUCUUUAAAGAAUACUGACAAGAAACCAUCUCCAAAAAGCAUUGAACAUAAAGACACGUUACCAAAUCAGCAGUCAUCUUCUUUCUUAAAAGAAAAUACAGGUGAAAGGAGCAAAGAUAUAGGCAGUGCAAAGCCAGAGAAAAAGAAUGACUGUUGCCUUCAGGAUAUUGAUGAUGAGUCAUCAGAAUCAACAGGUGAUGGUGAAGAAGACACCAGUGGGGAAGACGAUGAACAUGGGCAUCCUCCCAAUGCUACUCAGGCCCCACUGGAGUUAAUGGCAGAAUUCCUGAGAGCAGAAAUGAGCCGUGACUACCAUCUAGCAAAAAAAUUAUGUCAGAUGAUCCUAAUCUAUGAACCAGAAAAUCCUGAGGCCAAGGAGUUUUUCACACUUAUUGAGGAAAUGUUGCUGAAGGAGAAAGCCCAGAAUGUGGAGGAAGAGGCCGAAGACAGCGAGGAGGGCAGCAGCAGCGAGAGUGAGGGCGAGAGCACCGAGGAGGCGAGUGAGGAGAGCUCGGAGGAAGGCGAAGAGGGGUGA
Molecule: messenger RNA, 1167 nt
Organism: Dipodomys ordii (Ord's kangaroo rat)
Lineage: Eukaryota; Metazoa; Chordata; Mammalia; Rodentia; Heteromyidae
Gene: Erich2
Product: glutamate-rich 2
Exons: 9
Coding region: 1-1167 (388 amino acids)
Source: RefSeq, a predicted model, not a curated record